AUUUAUAUCAUUUUAAGUAGACAAUAAAAUAAAAUAAAAUAACGUCACAAUCCAUGUCAACCAAAGGUAGCUGCAAAGGAGUCUCAAAAUUACACCUUCCAAACGAUCCACCUAACCCCUCCCUGUCUUUGCCCCCCUUCUCCCUUUCCUUUCUACGGAGUAUAAAUUUCCAUUUCUGCAGUUCGAUUUAACAUUUUCCGUUCUCCUCCGGCAACCACCGGCCGUUUUCCCGAUACACCGUCUUGCGAAUCACAAUUCCCUCUUAGUUGAAGAUGGAUCUUCUCCUCGCAGAGAAAACCCUUUUGGGUCUCUUCAUCGCCGUCGUAGUAGCUAUUGUGGUCUCUAAGCUUCGCGGCAAGAAAUACAAGCUCCCGCCGGGCCCAAUUCCGGUUCCGGUGUUCGGGAACUGGCUCCAGAUAGGCGACGACUUGAACCACCGGAAUCUGACCGAGUACGCGAAGAAGUUCGGCGAGGUCUUCCUGCUGCGGAUGGGGCAGAGGAAUCUGGUGGUGGUGUCGUCGCCGGAUCUCGCCAAGGAGGUGCUCCACACGCAGGGGGUGGAGUUCGGGUCGCGGACCCGGAACGUGGUGUUCGACAUCUUCACCGGGAAAGGACAGGACAUGGUGUUCACGGUCUACGGCGAGCACUGGCGGAAGAUGCGGAGGAUCAUGACCGUCCCGUUCUUCACCAACAAGGUGGUCCAGCAGUACCGGGGCGGGUGGGAGGCGGAGAUCGCCAGCGUGGUGGAGGACGUGAGGAGGAACCCGGCGGCGGCGACGGAGGGGAUCGUGCUCCGGCGGCGGCUGCAGCUGAUGAUGUACAACAACAUGUACCGGAUCAUGUUCGACAGGAGGUUCGAAAGCGAGGAGGACCCGUUGUUCAUCAAGCUCAAGGCUAUGAAUGGGGAGAGGAGCAGACUGGCGCAGAGCUUCGAAUACAACUAUGGAGAUUUCAUCCCCAUCUUGAGGCCAUUCUUGAGAGGCUACUUGAAGGUCUGCAAGGAGCUUCAGGAGAGGAGAUUGAAGCUCUUCAAGGAUUUCUUUGUUGAUGAAAGGAAGAAUCUUGCAAGCACAAAAAGGAUAAACAAUGGCACUCUCAAGUGUGCGAUUGACCAUAUUCUUGACGCCCAACAAAAGGGAGAGAUCAACGAGGAUAACGUCCUCUACAUUGUUGAGAACAUCAAUGUUGCUGCAAUUGAAACCACACUAUGGUCAAUCGAGUGGGGCAUCGCCGAACUAGUGAACCACCCUAAGAUCCAGGAGAAGCUCCGCCACGAGAUUGACACGGUUCUUGGACCCGGAGUCCAAGUCACGGAGGCAGACACCCACAAGCUCCCUUACCUUCAGGCGGUGAUCAAGGAGACUCUCCGCCUGAGAAUGGCCAUUCCCCUCCUCGUCCCCCACAUGAACCUCCACGAUGCCAAGCUUGGUGGGUAUGACAUUCCGGCGGAGAGCAAAAUCCUGGUCAACGCGUGGUGGCUGGCCAACAACCCCGCCCUGUGGAAGAAGCCAGAGGAGUUCAGGCCAGAGAGGUUCUUGGAGGAGGAGAAGCACGUGGAGGCGAAUGGGAAUGACUUCAGGUUCCUGCCCUUUGGGGUCGGGAGGAGGAGCUGCCCGGGGAUCAUCCUCGCGCUGCCCAUUCUCGGGAUCGUUUUGGGGCGGCUGGUUCAGAACUUCGAGCUCUUGCCCCCGCCCGGUCAGUCGGCGGUGGACACCAGCGAGAAAGGCGGCCAGUUCAGUCUUCACAUUUUAAAGCACUCCACCAUAGUGUUGAAGCCUAGAGGCGUUUGAGUUGUUUGUGGGUUAAUAUGUUUCAAAUUAUGAAAUUUGUUGUUUCAUGUUUUUUGUCAUAUGGUGUCAUCAUUGUAAAGUCUCUUUUAUUUAGACCUAAUAAAUAACCUCACAUUGCCAAUUGCCAAUUCAAUUGCGACAAAUAAAUUUGGUUCUCAUAAGAUCGUCUUCUCUGGCCAUUGGUUUUUUCUCUUCUCUGCGCUAGUCUUCUCCGGCCAUCAUCGUUCACCUACGACCCUCAGGUUUAAAUAGAGAAUGAUGGUAGAAGCUUCAUUGAAUUAUUGCUCCAGGGAGAGAUUACAAACAAUGAAUCACAAUGUAAUUC
Cuscuta campestris is the source of this 2115-nucleotide messenger RNA. The record is from the annotation of a GenBank genome assembly. Lineage: Eukaryota; Viridiplantae; Streptophyta; Magnoliopsida; Solanales; Convolvulaceae.